GAAGACACCGAACAGAAGAGAUAUAUCUGCUGCAGAACUACUGCUCACUAAACAUCAAAAUCAGCUUCUUAACAGCCUGCUCGACCACAAGUAAAGAUGUCCGCACCGAAGGGAGUCGCUAUUGGAAUCGAUCUCGGCACCACCUACUCCUGUGUUGGUGUUUUCCAACAUGGAAAGGUGGAGAUCAUUGCUAAUGACCAGGGAAACAGAACAACUCCCAGCUACGUAGCCUUCACAGACACCGAAAGGCUGAUUGGCGAUGCUGCCAAGAACCAGGUGGCCAUGAAUCCUAGCAACACGGUGUUCGAUGCGAAGAGGCUAAUCGGGAGGAAGUUUGACGACCCGGUCGUGCAGUCUGACAUGAAGCACUGGUCCUUCGAGGUUGUCAGUGAUGGAGGAAAGCCGAAAGUACAGGUCGAGCACAAAGGUGAGACCAAACAGUUUUACCCAGAAGAGAUCUCCUCGAUGGUUCUGGUGAAGAUGAAGGAGAUCGCGGAGGCUUACCUCGGCCGGAAAGUGUCGAAUGCAGUCAUCACUGUUCCAGCCUACUUUAAUGACUCUCAGAGGCAGGCGACAAAAGAUGCUGGAGUGAUCGCUGGAUUGAAUGUGCUCAGGAUUAUUAAUGAGCCUACAGCCGCCGCCAUCGCGUACGGCCUCGACAAGGGUCAAGGAGGAGAGAGAAACGUCCUGAUCUUCGACCUCGGUGGGGGAACCUUCGAUGUGUCCGUCUUGACGAUUGAGGACGGCAUCUUCGAGGUUAAAGCCACGGCCGGAGACACCCACCUAGGCGGUGAAGACUUUGACAACCGCAUGGUCAACCACUUUGUGGAGGAGUUUAGGAGGAAACACAAGAAGGACAUCGGUCAGAACAAGCGGGCGCUCAGGAGGCUGCGUACGGCGUGCGAGAGGGCCAAGAGAACCCUCUCUUCCAGUUCUCAGGCCAGCAUUGAGAUCGAUUCCCUCUUCGAAGGUACUGACUUCUACACCGCUAUUACGAGAGCCCGCUUCGAAGAGAUGAACGCCGACCUCUUCAGGGGAACGCUGGAACCUGUCGAGAAGGCUCUGCGUGAUGCCAAGAUGGACAAAGCUCAGAUCCACGAUAUCGUCUUAGUCGGCGGUUCUACGAGGAUCCCUAAGAUCCAAAGACUUCUUCAGGAUUUCUUCAAUGGCCGAGAGUUGAACAAGAGCAUCAAUCCUGACGAAGCGGUGGCUUACGGUGCCGCGGUCCAGGCAGCCAUCCUCAUGGGUGACACAUCCGGGAACGUUCAGGAUCUGCUCCUGCUGGACGUGGCACCACUCUCCCUGGGCAUCGAGACUGCUGGAGGAGUGAUGACCGCCCUCAUCAGACGCAACACCACAAUCCCCACCAAGCAGACCCAAGUAUUUAGUACGUACACCGACAACCAGCCCGGCGUCCUCAUUCAAGUCUAUGAAGGUGAGAGAGCCAUGACUAAGGAUAACAACCUGCUCGGGAAGUUCGAUCUCACAGGGAUCCCUCCUGCACCGAGAGGUGUCCCUCAGAUCGAGGUAACCUUCGACGUCGAUGCCAACGGUAUCCUGAACGUCUCGGCUGCCGACAAGAGCACUGGCAAAGAAAACAAGAUCACCAUAACCAACGAUAAAGGCAGGCUGAGCAAAGAGGAGAUCGAACGGAUGGUCCAGGAGGCGGAUACGUACAAAGCGCAAGACGAUCGCCAGCGAGAGAAAAUCGCGGCCAAAAAUUCCCUCGAGUCGUACGCCUUCAACAUGAAGAACAGCGUCGAGGACGACAACAUGAAGGGCAAGAUCGGCGAAGAUGACAAGAACAGGGUGCUGGAGAAGUGCAACCAGGCCAUCGGCUGGCUGGAGAAUAACCAGCUCGCUGAGCAGGAGGAGUACGAGCAUCAGCAGAAAGACCUAGAGAAGGUCUGCAAUCCUAUCGUCAGCAAGCUGUACCAGGGAGGCAUGCCAACAGGAAGCUGUGGAGAUCAGGCACGUGCCAGUUCGGGCAACGCUUCCCAAGGACCAACGAUCGAAGAGGUUGACUAAGUUUCCUCUGAAUGUAAAAUAUGAAGCGCAGCACUGAUGUUCAUUGUUUUGUUUUUUCUAGAUGUACUUAUUUAGUUUUGGGGUUCAUGAUUCCUUAGUUCGGGUUAUCGAGCGCAGCUACAAACAUUCUUUUAGUGGCAUCUGAGGUUCAUUGGCAUUGAAUUGUACUGUAUGUGUUUUCGUACUGUACUGAGUUGAUCACAUAUUGUAGUGCAUGACUGUGCCACCUUAAAUUGGGCUUAAGAGCAUCCACAUGACUUUACUAUUUAAAAAAAUUACAAUUUAAAGUAGCUUUUGGUUCCUUUUCCUACAAUGUUCAGUUCUGAGCUUUCGUUGCAUGCAGUGAAAUAUCUGUACUGUUUUAUCUAUUGGGGUUUUUUGUAUGAAAUAAAAAUAGUUUCAUAUGUGUGUUGGAUUGUAAAAUAGGAUCAGCAGUGCAACUAAUGUAUGAAUCUGUGUGGUUAAGUUAAACAUUUUUACUAUAUUUACUUAUUGUGCGGACACAUCCUCACUCCUGUCCUUGUGUUUCUCUGUGCAAAACUGAGUGUCUUGUUUAUUCUUCUGCUGUUAUUGUAAAUAGUUCAAAAGUCUGUUAAAUAAAUAUAAAUAAUACAAACA
This is a messenger RNA of Trichomycterus rosablanca, 2646 nucleotides long. RefSeq names its product heat shock 70 kDa protein 1-like. NCBI's taxonomy places the organism in Eukaryota, Metazoa, Chordata, Actinopteri, Siluriformes, Trichomycteridae. Bases 97 to 2028 code for a protein of 643 amino acids. The record is from RefSeq and is a predicted model, not a curated record. Gene Ontology annotation, molecular function: ATP-dependent protein folding chaperone; ATP binding; ubiquitin protein ligase binding. Gene Ontology annotation, cellular component: cytoplasm; blood microparticle; cytosol. The transcript is spliced from 2 exons.